AUGUCCCUUGAAGACUCUCUAAGAUCUCUUUCUCUUGAUUACCUAAACCUCCUAAUCAACGGACAAGCCUUCAGCGACGUCGUUUUCAGCGUCGAGGGCCGAUUAGUCCACGCCCACAGAUGCAUCUUAGCAGCAAGGAGUCUCUUCUUCAGAAAAUUCUUCUGUGGCCCAGACCCGCCUUCCGGACUCGACCCGUCCGGCAACCGACUCAACUCAGCAACGAGGUCUGGUGUCAUACCGGUUAACUCAGUCGGUUACGAGGUUUUCUUGCUCAUGCUUCAGUUUCUCUACAGUGGUCAAGUUUCUAUUGUUCCUCAGAAACAUGAACCUAGGCCUAACUGCGGCGACCGUGGCUGUUGGCAUACGCAUUGUACGUCAGCCGUUGAUCUCGCUCUUGACACUCUCUCCGCCGCGAGAUACUUCGGCGUUGAACAGCUUGCAUUGCUCACUCAGAAACAACUUGCAAGCAUGGUGGAAAAAACUUCCAUUGAAGAUGUAAUGAAAGUGUUACUUGCAUCAAGAAAACAAGACAUGCACCAACUAUGGACAACAUGUUCCCACCUCGUGGCGAAAUCAGGUCUUCCACCGGAGGUGCUAGCGAAACACCUUCCUAUAGACAUCAUUGCAAAAAUCGAGGAGCUUCGAAUGAAAUCAUCCCUAUCACGCCGCUCCUUAAUCCCCCACCACCACCACCCUCACCAUCACCACGAUCAUCUCACCGCAGCAGCAGAUCUCGAAGACCAAAAGAUCCGUCGGAUGAGACGCGCCCUCGACUCCUCAGACGUUGAGCUAGUUAAACUCAUGGUAAUGGGAGAAGGACUCAACCUCGACGAAGCACUAGCAUUACCUUAUGCAGUUGAGAGUUGCAGUAGAGAAGUAGUGAAAGCCUUGUUAGAACUCGGUGCAGCUGAUGUUAAUUUCCCGGCUGGUCCAACCGGUAAAACCCCGCUCCACAUUGCGGCCGAAAUGGUCUCACCCGACAUGGUAGCUGUGCUGCUCGACCACCACGCCGACCCGAAUGUAAGAACAGUCGACGGUGUUACACCUUUAGACAUUCUCAGAACCCUAACCUCAGACUUUCUCUUCAAAGGAGCUGUCCCUGGAUUAACCCACAUAGAACCAAACAAACUAAGGCUGUGCUUGGAGCUUGUUCAAUCUGCAGCUCUUGUCAUGUCAAGAGAAGAAGGAAACAACAACAAUGCAAAUAACAACAAUACAGGCUCUUCAGGAACAAACAUGUACAAUCACAUGAAUGAAGAACAUCAUAGUCAUCACAACAACAACAGUAACAUGGAUUCAAGGUUGGUGUAUCUUAACCUUGGUGCUAAUACUCAAAUGAGUACUUCAAGAUUGGAUUCUGGUGAUGAAGAUCAUAAUAAUCAAAGGGAAGCUAUGAAUCCAUCCAUGUAUCAUCAUCAUCAUUCUCAUGACUACUAA
Vicia faba (fava bean) is the source of this 1437-nucleotide messenger RNA. The record is from the annotation of a GenBank genome assembly. Lineage: Eukaryota; Viridiplantae; Streptophyta; Magnoliopsida; Fabales; Fabaceae.